Molecule: messenger RNA, 270 nt
Organism: Penicillium macrosclerotiorum
Lineage: Eukaryota; Fungi; Ascomycota; Eurotiomycetes; Eurotiales; Aspergillaceae
Exons: 1
Coding region: 1-270 (89 amino acids)
Source: RefSeq, a predicted model, not a curated record
AUGCAGUCGAGCCGAACCCAUCAGGGCGUGACGGCGUUUGUCCGAAUUGGGAAACUGGUGUGGUUAUUUUCAUCUACUGGAAAGGCUAUGUUUGCCAAGUUCCGGGACUCCGCUGAUGCUGCGGACGAUCAGCCUGGUGAGAUUGAACAGAGACCGGACGUGACUGGAUGUCGAAGAGUCAGAUCCCCAUUCGAAGGAAAUGCCCCUGCAGAUCACUUCCAGCUGGUCGCUGAGUCAGAAAGGGUCUUGCAGAGCCCGUCGGCGGGCUAA